AUGAAGUCUUUGCGAGGACGAGGCGAAGUUGAGGUCCAGGUGGAGUUGCAUUCUGCGAUCUCAACUGUUCGACAGUCGAGAAUUGAGAUCGCAGCUGCAACCGGACUGGACGGUAGAGCACACUUCUGCGGGUACAGAGGCGAAGCAGCAUCCGGGGCUUAUCUGAAGUUGGCCCUCUGUCACUGCUUCAAUUCACUCCAAUCGUUUCUGCAAUUUGUCCAUGUUCCUUUGCAGACCUGGAAGUCGGCCCUCUAG
Molecule: messenger RNA, 255 nt
Organism: Linum tenue
Lineage: Eukaryota; Viridiplantae; Streptophyta; Magnoliopsida; Malpighiales; Linaceae
Source: the annotation of a GenBank genome assembly